Molecule: messenger RNA, 1485 nt
Organism: Chlorella variabilis
Lineage: Eukaryota; Viridiplantae; Chlorophyta; Trebouxiophyceae; Chlorellales; Chlorellaceae
Exons: 6
Coding region: 200-1357 (385 amino acids)
Biological process (GO): adenine biosynthetic process; 'de novo' IMP biosynthetic process
Cellular component (GO): cytosol
Molecular function (GO): phosphoribosylformylglycinamidine cyclo-ligase activity; phosphoribosylamine-glycine ligase activity
Source: RefSeq, a predicted model, not a curated record
UGCGCUUGCACAUCACAUCCGCCAUCAGGCAACUGCAGCAGGCCUGCCUGCUGCAGCAGAGCUCCCAAAACCGGCACCUCCAUCACCACGUUUCACACGUGUUUGCAGUUUGCAGCGCCUGAACAGGCCCUCGGAAGCCCCCCUGUAAAUAUCUAUAUCUUUUGAGUGCCGGGUGCAGCGCAGCCGAAAACAGGCAGGCAUGCUUGCGACGCCUGUGUGCAGCCAGCUUGCUGUCACAGGGCGGGGCCCUUGCGCCAUCCCCAGCAGCAGCGGCAGAAGCACCCGCUGCCCAUCGGCAGCAGCAGCGGCGACAGCCCGCCGCCAGGGGCCGCAGCCUGGCCGCCGCCGCCGGCAGGCGGAACCUGUCUGUGCCGCUGCUCCCCCCACCAAUGGACUGUCUUACAAGGAUGCGGGGGUGGACAUUGAUGCCGGCAACGAGUUGGUCAAGCGCAUCCAGAAGCUCAACCCCAACAUUGGCGGCUUCAGCGGCAUGGUCCCCUUCGGCGACUCGUUCCUGGUGGCGGGCACCGACGGUGUGGGCACAAAGCUGAAGCUGGCGUUUGACAUGAACAAGCACGACACGGUGGGCAUCGACCUGGUAGCCAUGAGCGUGAACGACAUUGUCACCAGCGGCGCGCAGCCCAUGUUCUUCCUCGACUACUUUGCGUGCGGCAAGCUGGACGUGGACACCGCUGAGCAGGUGGUCAAAGGCAUCGUGGAGGGGUGCCGCCAGUCGGACUGUGUGCUGCUGGGUGGCGAGACGGCCGAGAUGCCGGGCUUCUACUCGCCCGGCGAGUACGACCUGGCCGGGUUUGCGGUGGGCUCGGUGAAGCAGGACAAGGUCAUUGACGGCAGCCGCAUCAAGGCUGGCGAUGCCAUCCUGGGCCUCAAGUCCAGCGGCGUCCACUCCAAUGGCUUCUCACUGGUCCGCAAGGUCUUGGAGGUGUCUGGCACCUCGCUGCACGACACUGCACCCUGGAGCGGCGAGAGCUUUGGGCUGACCCUGCUGACCCCCACCGUGCUUUACGUUCGCGACUGCAUGAAGCUGGUGGCCGCAGCUGACGUGCGCGGCCUGGUCCACAUGACGGGCGGCGGCUUCCCCGAAAACAUCCCCCGCGUCGUGCCCAAAGGCCUGGCUGCCCGCAUCCAGCGCAGCGCGUGGGAGGUGCCGCCGCUGUUCCAGUGGCUCCAGGAGGCGGGCAAGGUGCCCGACUCUGAGAUGUUCCGCACCUUCAACAUGGGGGUGGGCAUGGUCAUUGUGGUAUCGCGGUCCGACGUGGACAAGGUGCUGGACCUGGGCAUUGGCGCCUUUGAGAUGGGGGAGGUUGUGGAGGGGCAGGGCGUGGAGCUGGUGUGAGGAGCAGCACAGUGCUGCUCUCAUGCACAAUCAUCAGCAAAACGCAUGAACCCUCUUCAAUAAAAUUGUCAUUCUUUCUGUUUCUGCUGUUAUUGUUCCAAUUUUGGUUGUGAAGUAUACUGACAAUG